GUCAAAAAGCUUAGAUUUGUUUUUAGCCAUAGUUCGCAUUGCGUUUGAAUGAAUUAUUGUCAACUCAAAAAUAACUUCGUCGCUCGAAAGAAUUACAUGUUCAUUGUUUUUCGAAACGAGUAUUAUUUAGGACGUUUCAUUUUCACUUUUAGUUCCACAAGGUCAAUUUCAAUCGGGAUAAAGCGGGGAAAAUAUCUUGAAAGUUUUGAAACCUUGCGUCUGACUUCAACGGGAACUUUCAGCCGAAGUGAAAUUGCAUUCGUCGUGUGAUGGAUGCACAGCCGUGCAGUGCCUAAGGAUUGUUACCAUGCUAGCUCCUUUCAGGAAAUAGGACUUCACCUCGAUCAAGCGAAGGAUCGAGCAUAGCUGAGGUGGCCGCUGCCGCUGACCUCUGCCUCAAAUGCGAUGUAUUUCUCUUCAAUGAAGUCCUAGGAGACAGUGGCCUGUAGUUUUGCUUGUGCUCUACUGUACGUUGCCGAUGGCUGCAUCGCGACCUAACAAAGACGAUGGAGAGUGGAUUAUUUACAAAGGCGACAUGCCAAUCGAUGAUUUUCUGAAGAGAAACCGACCAACACAGAUCGAGUGUUCCCAGUAUUCGUGGAUCAGUGUUUGGCGCCAUUCUGAUUUCUCAAAGAUGAAAUCUCCCGAUAAGGCUUCUUUGCUUAAAGAAUGGGAAUGUAACAUGGAAAACUUUGGCAAGAUUACCUCAGAUUAUAUUCUACAGUUGGCCGAGGAAUACGAUUACAAAACAGGAAAAUGGCUGAUCUACUCAAAGUGGCCAGCGAUUGAUAACGUAUGGAAGCGCGUCGCAAAAGCAGUCGUCGCUGGUAAGCUUGGUUAUUCCGCAAAGGUCAGCACACAUGACCCUGAGGAAAACGCACAUGUGAUCUGCGUGUACACUGAGGAUUUUACCAAUGAGGAACACGUGAGAAAAGUCGAGGAAAACCUCCGAAAAGAAGGGAUCACUGCACGAAUGACCUACAAGCCAGAUAUCUACACAACGUUGGGAAUCUAUCGCAAAAAUCCUUGGGGGCUGAGGCCUACAGUGUACAGCAGCCAUCGUUAGUUGAUAAUGAAGAAUGUCUACAGUCAUACAAACUUUAAAGGAGACCUUACUGCCUUUGAACUGACGAAGAUAUCUUUUCUUGUGGAGAUUCCUUAGAACAAAAGGGAAACAAGAACCAAAAUGAAUUAAAACUAGAGACAAGUAGAAGCAAUUUCCUGAUAGGCGCCAUUUUGGAUCGUAUGACAUCGUACAGGUACCACUAUAUAUAUUCACCAAACAAAAGCUCUUUCGUCUAGAAAUCAACUACAAAGCGUCACCUGAUCCAAUAUGGCGGCGCGCACAAAAUUCCAGUUUCAAAAUAGCCAAUAUAUGUUUCGAUUUUUUCCCUCAUUAAAUACACCAUUCCACUUUAAAGCAACAAAUUUUAACGUAAGUAAAUAAUUUUUCGUACUUUGCAAAAAUCAGGGGCUCCUGAGACAGUUUGUUACAGCGGUGAAGUUGUUCCUCAUAAAAAAAAUGUGUGCUGGUUUGGUUCGAAAUGAAGAAACAAAUUCUUUCAGCCAUGCUCAUUGAGCCUUUCGUUUCUCGUCACCACCAUUUCUUGAUAGCCUAUCCCAGACUUUCAGUCCGAGGUGACGAGUGGUUUUCGAGGCAUCGGCCCUCUAUUAUUUUUUUUUUUACCAGUCACACCCCUGAAGUUGAGGCUUUAAAAGUUAAAAACAAAUAAAGUGGCAAUGGAAAAAAGGUU
This is a messenger RNA of Pocillopora damicornis (cauliflower coral), 1754 nucleotides long. RefSeq names its product UPF0696 protein C11orf68 homolog. The record is from RefSeq and is a predicted model, not a curated record. NCBI's taxonomy places the organism in Eukaryota, Metazoa, Cnidaria, Anthozoa, Scleractinia, Pocilloporidae.